Closterium sp. NIES-67 is the source of this 1482-nucleotide messenger RNA. Lineage: Eukaryota; Viridiplantae; Streptophyta; Zygnematophyceae; Desmidiales; Closteriaceae. The record is from the annotation of a GenBank genome assembly.
GUAAAUGGUGUAGCUGCUGUGCUUGUGUUCCAGCAGCACUCCACCCGUCAAGACCCAAGUAGUGACGUACGCAGCAGGCCCAGUCAGAAGCUCGCGGUGCAAGCAGCCGUUUUUUCUCUCACGCGGUUUACUUGGUCGAUUGCUUUGUAAUCGGGUGACGGCAGUAUUACGACUACUUUUCGUCUUGAGGGCAUUGAAAGAUGGCUGAAGCAGUUGCCAAGGAUGCGGCUUACUAUGAGUCGAAAGGGAUCAAGUAUAGCGAGGAGUUCUUCACGAACUCGAGGGGCAUGAAGCUUCAGACCGCGUCAUGGCUUCCUGCAAACGGCGAGCCGAAGGCCCUCAUCCUGCUUCUCCACGGUUACGCUGUGGACUGCACAACUUUUUUUGCCUCUACAGCAGAGCGACUAGCAUCGGAAGGUUAUGCAGUUUUUGGGAUCGACUACGAGGGCCACGGAAGGUCAGAAGGCCUUUCGGUGCACAUUCCGCAGUUUGAGACUAUCAUUGAUGACUGCAUCGCUUACUUCACCACUAUUCGAGAGCGGGAGGAGUACAAGGGCAAGCGCAAGUUCAUGAUAGGCGAGUCGAUGGGGGGAGCUGUGACCCUCCGCCUGCACCGCAAGGAGCCCACAGCGUGGGAUGGAGCCAUUCUCAUGGCGCCCAUGUGCAAGAUCUCUGACAAGGUGAAGCCGCCAGCCAUAGUCACUGCGAUUAUGAAGAACCUCGCCUAUGUCCUGCCCACGUGGAAGAUCGUCCCCACUUCUGACAUCAUCAGUGCAGCCAACCACGACCCUGUUAAGAGAGAAAAGAUCCGGGCCAGUCCUUACACCUUCACCGACAAGCCUCGCCUGCGAACGGCCCUCACCAUGCUGCAGACCAGUGAGGACCUCGAGCGACGGCUUGAUGAGGUGACCCUUCCUUUCCUCCUCCUGCAUGGUGACGCUGACACUGUGACAGAGCCUGCAGUGAGCCAGUCGUUGUACGACAAGGCGCGCAGCACUGACAAGACAUUUAAGCUGUACCCGGGCAUGUGGCACUGCCUCACAGAGGGGGAGCUGGAUGAGAACGUUGCGAUCGUGUUCAAGGACAUCUUUGAGUGGCUAAAUGCUCAUGCUACGCAAGCAUAAGCUUCCAUUCCAUGAGGGUGUUUGGAGUGGGGCCCAGAUUCCUAUGAUUGGCAUCGGUGAUUUCUCAUCUCAGACAUUGGCUGGCAGAGAGGUUUUACUAGCUUAGGUAGUGGGCUACUGUCAGGUCAAAGCUCUAAAUGCUGCAGGCGUGUACAUACAUCAUGAAAUGAAUUCAUCUGAUGACACUGGGCCAGCAGAGGAAUGCUCUGCUCUGCACAUGCAUGCAUGCUCUGAAUUUCCCUCCAUCUGGAAGCUAGCUGUUCGCAGGCCUCUGGAUAGGAUUAGUGUCAAACAUAUCGUUGCAUGUUGUUAUAGGCUACACAGGGUUGUGCCUUAGAGAGUACAACCCACUAGGUUA